GCUGACAGUGGACACGAGGGGCUUUUUUAUUCCACUCAGCAGGGUGACUGGGAAGAUAGAAAAAAGGGAAAAGCACUCCCAACUCUGUGAUUGCCCUGCCUCCCGCAAAACCAAGGUCAAAUCCAAAUCCAAGGGCAGAUCUUUACCAUGGUUUUGCUUGGGCUGGCUCCACAGUCCUUCUCUACUCCAAGCUGGCAGAUUGAGAAACAGUAUUCCACCAGAGUGCUCACUGGAAACUGGGUAGAAGAGAGGGGAAAGUUCACCAAAGCCACUGAGAAGACACCCCAGAGCAUUCACAGAAAGGAGUACGUCCCCUUCCCCGACCACAGGCCUGACCAGAUCUCACGGUGGUACGGGAAGAGGAAAGCUGAGGGGAUCCCGUACAAACACCUGAUCACCCACCACCAGGAGCCCUCCCACCGCUACCUGAUCAGCGCAUACGACGACGAUUACAAUCGGCAUAAUUACAACCCGGGCCUGCCCACUCUCCGCACCUGGAAUGGACAGAAGUCGCUGUGGCUUCCGGAGAAGGUCGACUUCCCCCUUCUCGCUCCGCCCACGAACUAUGGACUGUACGAGCGGCUGAGGCAGAAGUGGCUCCCGCAGGCCGGCCGGAGGGAAAGCACGUACGCCGCCUCCUACCCCUGCCCGCCGCCGGCCGCUCUGUCCAGGCGGGAGCACGCCCUCCCCGUGCCGCCCCCGCGCCUGGACCUCGCCCCGCGCUUCUGAGAAAGGCCGGAGGCCCGCGUCACAGGACUCGCCCGCCCGCCCGCGUGGAGCAGCUGCGGCUGCCAGGUGCCCAGGGCCGGCCCUCUGCAGGGGCCCCAAGCCGGGCGGACCCCAGCCACAGGUUCUGUCCUUCCCCUCCCACAAUUAAAGCUCUCUGACACGAUCGCACGGCGGGAAGCGGGCUCAGGCCGGCGGGGACUCUAGGAGGGUCCUCGAGUUCUGCCCUCGUUUCAGGAGGUCAGGGGGAACCUGAGGCCCAGGGAGUGACGGUCCCCGCGGGGGCUCCCAGCCUGGCGCACUCUCAGGGAGGGUCUGUGCAACGGGAGAAGCAGACCUGCCCACCGGGAAGAAGCCAGGGGCAGCUGGAUGUGCAGAGGAAGGUGGCCACCUCCAGAGCUGGCGAUGAGGCUGGAGCCCAGCUGUCCUUCCACCGCUGCUGAGGCUGGGGGCACGUCACCGGCUCAGAGCAAGGGAAGACUUGUACCGCCUCCCCUCUGCCUCUGAGCUCCCCCAUCCUUCUAGGGAUUCGGGGAGGGGGGAACCUUCUGGUAGGAGGUCAGGGAAUUAGGUGGAUCUGCUGACGAAGAACAGCCCUCUCCCAGGUCAGGAGUCCACUCGACAUGGCUCAUCGGCCUAGGUCUCUUUAAAGGCUCCACCCUGGACCCUCACUCCACCCCCUGAGUCCCUGUCUCACGGUGCCCCAUAAGCCUCCUCCGGGUCCAGGCCCAGCCAGCCCGGUUCCCAGAGAUCCCUUGUUCUGGCUCUGGGUCUCCCUCUCCAAACUUAGAGGAAAGCGCCUCUCGUGAGAGUCAGAAGUCACCUCUCGGCCGUCCCCGUCCUCGGCACCCACACCCAUCCAUUCCAGUGGGUCCAUGCACUCUGGUCCUGCUGCUCGGCCGACAUGCUCUGCCACCAAAACAAAACAACAAAGGGGCCACACAGAGAACUAUUCUCCCGUCAAUCUUGACCUUUUGGCACCUGCUACGGCAUCUGGCAGAUGACCAACAGAAGAAGACACGGGCAGAGAAAGUGUCCAGACUGGCUCUGACCGCAGGUGGAGCGUGCGCGGAGCGGGAGAUGGGCCUAGGGGGCGGGUCGUCUUGCUGGGUCACCAUGAUCUAAGGCAGAACCGCGGUUGCUGGGUCACCUCUGUCUCCAGACGAGGAAACGGGCUCAAAGAGACUGAGCGGCCCCAGGGCGCACAGGCACCGAGAGGCUCAGGGCUGGGAGUCGGAUCCAGGAACUGUGGCCAGGGUGCACGCUGUGCCUUGUGCCUUGCCACAGAUACACCAGCAGAGGCCCUCAGUCCUCCGUGCGCCCGGCUCUGGGCAUAAGCGUGUUUCCGCAAGGAUUUUGAGCUCUAGACAAAUAACCCAAUCAGAGUUGGGAAGCCUGGUCUGUGUGGUCCUGCUCACAGGCCACUGGCUGGCCUCAGGCCUCCGACCCUAGGGUGACUUCAGCACUGACUCCAGUUCCUCCCUUAGUCUUUUGAGUG
Messenger RNA from Sciurus carolinensis (gray squirrel), 2224 nucleotides. RefSeq names its product cilia and flagella associated protein 107 (gene Cfap107). Lineage: Eukaryota; Metazoa; Chordata; Mammalia; Rodentia; Sciuridae. The coding region runs from base 148 to 729 and encodes 193 amino acids. The record is from RefSeq and is a predicted model, not a curated record. The transcript has 4 exons.